UGAGGACUGAGCUUCGUUACGAAGAAAACUAACAUAUUUUAGAAUAUUUAACGACAUAUUGGAAAUCAUGGAUUUCAGAAGACAUGUUUUGACGGUGUUAGUGCUGUUUGUGUGUAUUCUCAUCGCACAGAACCAAGCUGCGUCAAGUUCGAAUGACAACAGUGACGUGGACAUUUCCAGUGUUUCGAAAAAGUCUACAGAAACUGAAGAAACAGCCGCACCGGUUAAGCCAACAGUGUCCAAAGACAAUUCUACAUCCAAUAAUACUGAUUCAGAUUCUGACGGUUUCUUGGGCUCAUUGGUAGAAAAUAAGGAUAUGUUGCUGAGAACGCUGUACGUGCUCAUAGGAGUAACCUCAGUGGUGAUCCUGUAUUUCGUUUUCCGGGCAUGGAGAAUCAGAGGACGGCGAUCAAAGUCAAGAAAGUAUGGACUUAUCACAACAAGAGGAUCAGAUCUGGAAAUGGCUCCAUUAGACGCUGAUGAUGAAGAUGAUGAUCUGACAGUUUUUGAAAUGAAUGAUAGACAUAAAUAACAGUUCGGAACUUUACCUAUCCCAAAUGUGGCCUUCUCUUAUCCUCUUCACAUUCCAUGAUGUUGCUGUUAAUGAGUAGCACCGCAAUAACCUCCAACCCACUGACAAAAGAUGGUAGGCGCAGACACGAUAAACUCAACCCACUGACUAAAGAUGGUAGGAGCAGACACAGCGAUAACCUCCAACCCACUGGCAAAAGAUUACCAUAGCAGACACACGAUAAUCUCCAACCCACUGACUGAAGAUGGUAGGAGCAGACACAGCGAUAACCUCCAACCCACUGACAAAAGAUGUUAGGAGCAGACACAGCGAUAACCUCCAAACCACUGACUAAAGAUAGUAGGAGCAGACACACGAUAACCUCCAACCCACUGACUAAAGAUGGUAGGAGCAGACACAGCGAUAACUUCAAACCUCUGACAUAUUUUGACUUGAAAGGAUGCCCACUUAUCCUGUACUUCACUGGCAGGUGUUGACUUUAUUGAAUAUCUUUGAUAUUUCUACUAAAAAUUGGUGUUUGAUGAUGAUUUAUCAAACAGAAGUUUAUUUAAAACUAUUUACAAUAUACAAUGUACUACAACAUAUCUUUUAAAUCUAUCAUGUAGUGUUUUCAUACUAUUCUUAAAUUUCAACAUUUUCAUAUAUAAACAACAGGUAAACUUCUCAAUACAUACAGGACAUGCUUUAAAUUCAGGAUUGAAAAUGCAUAAGUGUGUGAUGUCUAGAAGCAAGACAAAUCAGAAAUGAUUAUGAAAUCCAAGUAAAUGAUAUAGGAAUGAUAUGAAUAGGUGCUGUAAAUUUAGUUUAUAUUACAAGGCAUAUCUAUAUUAUGGUGUGCUUCUUCAAUCAAACAGUGAAUCAUGUAAUGGAAUGUAGUUAUAUUAUGAAUGGUUAGUCAUAGAAAUCAUACACUCAAAUCUGAAGGAAAAACAGAUUUUUAUCAGAUGUUGUAAGUAAUUACAUGAACCAUGGACAGUGUCAGUGCAUGAACUUUAUACGUAUCAUUUCAUAUCAUCCGAAGUAAUUUGUCGUCAAUUAUUCCAUCUUUUCUUAGAAUACAGUAACUGUAUUUUGUGAGAUGACUUCAUCGUCUUAAGAAAUCAUAUACUUUAGAA
This is a messenger RNA of Ylistrum balloti, 1647 nucleotides long. Its product is annotated as membrane protein FAM174A-like. NCBI's taxonomy places the organism in Eukaryota, Metazoa, Mollusca, Bivalvia, Pectinida, Pectinidae. The transcript has 3 exons. The record is from RefSeq and is a predicted model, not a curated record. Bases 68 to 532 code for a protein of 154 amino acids.